Messenger RNA from Alternaria conjuncta, 1446 nucleotides. RefSeq lists its product as uncharacterized. NCBI's taxonomy places the organism in Eukaryota, Fungi, Ascomycota, Dothideomycetes, Pleosporales, Pleosporaceae. The record is from RefSeq and is a predicted model, not a curated record. Bases 1 to 1446 code for a protein of 481 amino acids. The transcript is spliced from 4 exons. Gene Ontology annotation, molecular function: DNA-binding transcription activator activity, RNA polymerase II-specific. Gene Ontology annotation, biological process: regulation of transcription by RNA polymerase II.
AUGCACAAAACUAUACCUAACUCACAUCUAGCAGCACCACCGCCUCUAGCGGCGACACACCCGCACCGACAGGGUUACGACAGCGACGCGGGCACACUAAAAGUCGUCUGGGCUGCAUCCCGUGCAAGCGACGCAAGAUCAAGAGACAUGGCCUUCAUGCGCGAACUGCGACAAGCGCGGACAUACCCCGAUGUAUUCAAGCACGCACGGCGUGACUACAUCGAGUCGGCAGUGUCAAGUCCUCGUCAAGUUGUUAAGCUUUCCGACACACCUACUAUCUACAGCUCAGAAGAUAUGCAGCUGUUCCAUCACUAUCUCGUCUCAGCACAUCCUUGGAUCCCGCACGACUGGGAAGAGCUUUGGGUCACAGACGUUCCGGCAGCGUGCCAUAAAUACCCAUAUCUCAUGGAUGCUAUGCUGGCUCUUGCUGGAUCUCAUCUUGCCGUUCAAGUUGAAAAUCCACAGACUGCCCUGGCGGUCCAACAUCGACAAAAAGCCAUUGUUGGCCUCGAGGACGCCUUCGCUAGUUGGCCCCCGACGGCUGAGGAAUCGUAUAUCAUGUUAGCAACUUCUUACCUCCUGUGCUUCCAGUCAAGCUACAUAGGUGACGGUUUUCUUGACCACUUUUUGUCCUUGCGGGGAUGCUCAUUCCUCUCUCAGCUUAUCAUAGGCGAAGGCUUUCGCAGCCCUUUCUCUACACAGAAAGGCCUGGACACUAUAGCUAUGGACACCGCAUUUACCAAGUUUCCUGAAGUCGACCAGGAACUUUUGCAAGAGGCUCUACUGUCUUUGAAAUCCCUUUCCAGCAUAAUGGAUGGAACUGGUAUACAUUCCAUCGAGAAGGCCAUUGUUGGCCAGCUCACCGAAACACUUCGACUCCUGCUGCACUCGGACCUGGAAAUCGAAACUGACGAACUUCCAAUACCUCGUGACUCGCCGUUGGGUCUCUUUCCGUUCGCUAACCCGAUAUUACCACAAGACUUCGGGCUCGUGUUCGACAACAUCGACUGGGAGAAUGUUACGGAUCCUCUUCCUGGCGCCCCAUACCCCAUCCGGUCUUUUGCAGCUAUGAUGGUCAUCCUCACCAUCUUCUCAACCUGGCCACACGAAGCACUCAUGCGCAUGUUUGACCGUACAAAUCAGCUCGGCAACGUCGUCAUGGCCCACUUUUGCGCCGUACGAUUCAUUCUGUCGUCACUAGCUGCUCCAAAAAUGGCUUUGAAAACUCCUACAAGAGCGACUGUUCAAUGGAAUGCUCUGAUCAUGGCAGCUAUAGACGAUGAUGAAAGUGGAGAAUGGUCGAAAUAUGUGGAAUGGCCAAGAAAGAUAUUACGAUGUAUGGAGGCUUGUUGUGAGAGACACAAAGGCUUUACCAUGGAUGACGUGCGCAGUAUGCUGUUGAAUGAUCCUGGGGCGUUCAAAGAAGGAAGAGCACGGAGAUACUGA